Molecule: messenger RNA, 933 nt
Organism: Menidia menidia (Atlantic silverside)
Lineage: Eukaryota; Metazoa; Chordata; Actinopteri; Atheriniformes; Atherinopsidae
Source: the annotation of a GenBank genome assembly
UUCGAGGUAAACAUGGCAGUGGAGAAGCGUCUGGCCUUCGCUAUUGUGCAGUUCCUUCGAGAUCAAACACAUUGCGGUGCUUUGAAUUCUGAUGAGCAGGAGAGCCUUGAGGUUGCAAUACAGUGCUUAGAGACUACUUUCAAGAUCGGCUCUAGUGACUGUCAUCUUGCAGUGUCUCAGCCACUCAGAGAGAUAUUCCUCAACACUCUACUAAAGAAUGACAGUCUCACCGUACCAGAGACUUCCCCAUCUCCUGAAGACAUUGAACGGGCUGAACAACUCAAGAAUGAAGGAAACAAUCACAUGAAGGAGGAGAACUACAGAUGUGCUGUAGAGUGUUACACAAAGGCCAUUGACCUGGACCUCAGAAACGCUGUGUACUACUGCAACAGGGCCGCAGCUCACAGUAAAAUGGGGAACUACACUGAAGCUACAGGGGACUGUGAAAGAGCCAUUGGAAUUGACCCAACCUACAGCAAAGCAUAUGGGAGGAUGGGUUUGGCUUUGACAUCUAUGAGCAAAUACCCCGAGGCAAUUUCCUACUUCAAGAAAGCUUUGGUGUUGGAUCCAGAGAACGACACCUACAAAUCCAACCUGAAGAUUGCGGAGCAGAAGCAGAAAGAGGCAUCUAGUCCCAUAGCUGCUGGAUUGGGAUUCGACAUGGCGAGUUUAAUCAACAACCCUGCCUUCAUCAGCAUGGCUGCAAGUGUUAUGCAGAACCAGCAAGUUCAGCAGCUUAUGUCAGGAAUGAUGUCUAAUGCAGUCAGAGGCCCUGCAGCAGGAGUGGGAGGACUAUCAGACAUUUCCAGCUUGAUUGAGGCGGGACAACAGUUUGCCCAGCAGAUCCAACAGCAGAACCCGGAGCUUAUUGAGCAGCUACGGAACCACAUCCGGAGCCGCUCCUUCAGCGGCAGCGCUGAGGAACACUCCUGA